Molecule: messenger RNA, 580 nt
Organism: Mizuhopecten yessoensis (Yesso scallop)
Lineage: Eukaryota; Metazoa; Mollusca; Bivalvia; Pectinida; Pectinidae
Product: ATP-binding cassette sub-family D member 4-like
Exons: 4
Biological process (GO): long-chain fatty acid import into peroxisome; fatty acid beta-oxidation; peroxisome organization
Cellular component (GO): peroxisomal membrane
Molecular function (GO): ABC-type transporter activity; long-chain fatty acid transmembrane transporter activity; ATP binding
Source: RefSeq, a predicted model, not a curated record
AGCAAGUGGUAGUGUUUAACAUCGGAUACGUGCCGUCCAAGUACUACGAGGUGUUUGGUAAUAAGGACUAUGAAGGAUUUGUACAUGAAACAUUCCUCGCCUUGCUGUUGAUCAUCUCAGAAUCAUUGAUAAAGAGUACUAUAACCUUUGUUGGGUCCAUUUUAUACAUCCUUUUGCGAGGUUUGCUUACCAAGAGGAUACAUCAGAAGUACUUUAAAGAUUAUUUGUACUAUAAAAUCAAUGUUCUCAGCUCUACAGACAAUCCUGACCAGCGUAUUACUCAGGAUGUUGAGCGACUUUGUUUUUACUUCAGUGAAAUAUUGUCACCUCUAGUUAUCUCCCCUUUCACAAUAGGGUAUUAUAUCUAUCAAUGUAUACAAAAAACAGGAUACUUAGGUCCAGUGGGAGUCCUAGGCUUCUUCCUGGUAGGAACAGUGUUCAACAAGUUGUUAAUGUCCCCAGUUGUUGACUAUGUAUUUAGGAGGGAGAAGAUGGAGGGCAAUUUUAGGUAAGUAAUAUGUCUCACAUGAUGUUUCAUUCAAUACGUCACAUGAUGUAUUAAAGAGUGUGUCACUUGUUG